AACAACUACUUCCGAACCGAACACCUCUCUCUCUCUCUCUCUCUCCGCAGUUGUGGAGGAGAGAGAUGGGCAUAAAUUGCAACAGAGUAGAACACUUCUCAGACAACCAAGCAGUUCCAACAGAAACAAUGCCACCAUUGGAAUUGCAUAGAGUGUGCUUGCCACCCCACAAAACCACCCUUGAGAAACUCAGAGACAGACUGUCUGAGAUUUUCUUCCCAGAUGAUCCUCUUCACAGGUUCAAGAACCAAACAUGCUGUCAAAAAUUGCUUCUGGGUCUUCAAUUUUUCUUCCCUGUUUUUCAGUGGGGACCCAAUUAUAGUCUAAAUCUUCUAAGGUCUGAUGUCAUCUCUGGUCUCACCAUUGCAAGCCUUGCAAUCCCACAGGGAAUAAGUUAUGCAAAGCUUGCGAAUUUACCACCUAUAGUCGGCCUUUACUCAAGCUUUGUACCACCACUAAUAUAUUCUGUCCUGGGGAGUUCUAGACAUCUCGCAGUCGGUCCAGUCUCAAUAGCAUCUCUUGUCAUGGGCACGAUGCUUAGUGAAACAGUUUCUUACACUGAACAACCAAUUCUCUAUCUUCAGUUGGCUUUUACUGCUACUUUCUUCGCUGGUGUAUUUCAAGCCUCUUUGGGGCUACUAAGGUUAGGAUUUAUCAUUGAUUUUCUUUCAAAGGCAACUCUUCUCGGGUUCAUGGCCGGUGCAGCGGUGAUAGUAUCCUUGCAACAACUAAAAGGGUUGCUUGGAAUUGUUCACUUCACUAGCAAGAUGCAAAUAAUCCCUGUUUUAUCCUCUGUUUUCAUGCACAAAAAUGAGUGGUCAUGGCAAACCAUUGUAAUGGGCACAAGUUUUCUAGUGUUUCUGUUGACAACAAGGAAAAUUAGCAUGAAGAAACCAAAGUAUUUUUGGAUAUCAGCAGCAGCCCCGUUAACAUCGGUCAUUUUCUCUACCCUUUUCGUCUACCUCCUCCAAUCAAAAGUUCAUGGGAUUGCAACUGUUGGGCACUUACCAAAGGGCAUGAAUCCACCUUCAUCAAACAUGUUAUAUUUUCAUGGACCUUAUUUGGGGGUUGCAAUCAAAACUGGCAUUGUAACUGGAAUAUUAUCUCUUACAGAGGGAAUCACAGUGGGAAGGACAUUCGCUGCAUUAAAAAACUAUCAAGUUGAUGGUAACAAAGAAAUGACAGCUAUUGGCCUCAUGAACAUGGCUGGUUCUUGCUCUUCAUGCUUUGUCACUUCCGGAUCAUUUUCUCGAUCUGCUGUCAACUACAAUGCCGGAGCACAAACAGUGGUUUCAAACAUUAUAAUGGCAUCGACCGUGCUUGUGACUCUGUUGUUUCUCAUGCCACUGUUUCAUUACACUCCCACUUUCAUUUUAGCUGCGAUUAUCAUAACUGCUGUGAUUGGGCUAAUUGAUUAUCAAGCUGCAUUUCGCUUGUGGAAAGUUGACAAGCUUGAUUUCUUAGCUUGCUUGUGUUCUUUUCUUGGUGUUCUUAUCAUUUCUGUGCCUCUAGGCCUAUCCAUUGCAGUGGGAGUUUCGGUUUUCAAGAUUUUGCUACAUGUUACAAGGCCAACUACUGUGGUUCUAGGAAACAUUCCUGAUACUCAGAUAUACCAAAGCCUUGGCAGAUAUGGGGAAGCUUUGAGAGUUCCCUCAUUUCUCAUACUCGCGGUUGAGUCUCCCAUCUUGUUUGCAAAUUCCACAUACCUACAAGAAAGAAUACUAAGAUGGGUUUGGAGAGAGGAAGAGCGGAUUGAAUCAAAUGAUGAAAGUACGAUGAAAUGCAUCAUUUUGGACAUGACUGCUGUAACAGCCAUAGACACCAGUGGAAUUGACACAAUAUGUGAACUUAGAAAGAUGUUGGAGAAAAGAUCACUUCAGUUUGUGUUGGCAAAUCCUGUGGGAAAUGUGAUGGAAAAGCUUCACCAAUCCAAUAUCUUGGAGUCUUUUGGAUCACUCUAUCUAACGGUUGGCGAAGCAGUGACUGACAUAUCAUCAUCACUAUGGAAGGCUCAACCAUGAAUGAAAUGAGAAAAGGAGACAUAGCUUCAAAGAAAGGAUAUAUAUCAUCACUUAUCUUAUUCCUUAGCAUAGCACUAUUACUUCCUAGUCUAGGUUGAUCAGUUAUUAGUUAAAAGGAGAGGAGAUAAGGGGAAUUUUCCAUUGUUUUCUAUUUGCGAAAAGUUUAACGCAACAGGAUAAGUAAGUUAUUGUUUUUGGAGACGGCAGUGCUAACCUCUUCCUAGGGAGGAUUUUGAAAUAUUUUGAAGAUGACAAAUUUGGAUGUGUUGGGACUUCCUAAUUCAACUUGAUUUGUGAUUUCUUAUUUGUCA
Molecule: messenger RNA, 2332 nt
Organism: Camellia sinensis
Lineage: Eukaryota; Viridiplantae; Streptophyta; Magnoliopsida; Ericales; Theaceae
Product: putative sulfate transporter 3.4
Biological process (GO): sulfate transmembrane transport
Cellular component (GO): membrane
Molecular function (GO): secondary active sulfate transmembrane transporter activity
Source: RefSeq, a predicted model, not a curated record